AUGUAUGUUCCGGAUGCACUACGACAGACGUUUACUCGCUUCGUUUCCAUCGGUCGUGUGGUGCUUAUCAACUACGGCCCGGACGCUGGUAAGAUUGCGACGAUUAUCGACGUCGUGGACGAGAACAAGGCACUCGUAGAUGGCCCGUUUUGUGUCACGGGUGUCCACCGUCACAUGAUCAACUUCAAGCGUCUGUCAUUGACGGACUUGACGGUGGAGAUCCCGCGUCAGGCGCGCGAGAAGACGCUCAAAAAGGCAUUGACCAAGGCUGACACGUUGGCCAAGUGGGAGAGCUCAACGUGGGCCAAGAAGCUUCAAAACAAGAAGACACGCGCCGAGCUGAAUGACUUUGACCGCUUCAAGGCCAUGAUCGCGCGCAAGCAGAAAAGCUCUCUCGUUAAAAAGGCUGUCGCUGCAGCCCGCAAGAACUAA
This is a messenger RNA of Hyaloperonospora brassicae, 432 nucleotides long. Lineage: Eukaryota; Oomycota; Peronosporomycetes; Peronosporales; Peronosporaceae. The record is from the annotation of a GenBank genome assembly.